AUGUCUGAGUUUACCAAAGAUUUGAGAAUUGAAGGAAGAUUUACUGGUUUUGACGAUUACAUGAACAUAGUGUUGGAUGAAGCUGAGGAAGUGAGAAUCAAGAAGAACACAGGGAAACCACUUGGAAGGAUUCUACUUGAAGGAGACAACAUAACUCUGAUGAUGAACACGUAA
This is a messenger RNA of Eruca vesicaria subsp. sativa (arugula), 174 nucleotides long. Lineage: Eukaryota; Viridiplantae; Streptophyta; Magnoliopsida; Brassicales; Brassicaceae. The record is from the annotation of a GenBank genome assembly.